This is a messenger RNA of Liolophura sinensis, 17531 nucleotides long. Its product is annotated as bridge-like lipid transfer protein family member 1. Gene Ontology annotation, biological process: synaptic vesicle endocytosis. Lineage: Eukaryota; Metazoa; Mollusca; Polyplacophora; Chitonida; Chitonidae. The record is from RefSeq and is a predicted model, not a curated record.
AUAAAAAUGGCAGACACGAUUUCAAGAUGACGGCAUUUGACACUUACACCGUUUAAUGAUGUGUCCUGUCAGGCUCGGCCGAUAACCUGAAGGCACCAUGUUGAACGGCCACCACAAUGAUUCAUUCAUCGACCGCCUGGAGACGGAACUUCCUCAGUCCACAUUCUACUGGCUGGUGAUAGCACUGCUCCUGGCUGUCCUCUGGGUAACCUACCUGACGUAUUACAACUCUAGGAUCCUGGGCAUCAUCCUCUCCAUUGUUCUCAACAAGUUUGUCAAAUAUGGCCAUAUCAGAUUUGGAUCCUUCUCCGUGUCUGUGUUAUCUGGAAAGAUCAUGUUUAGAGAUGUACAUCUGGUUACCGAGGAUUUCUCAGUCCGGGUUCAGUAUGGCUGGAUCAUAUUCCGCUGGUGGCGACCCUAUGUAUUUCGGGAACUCCAUGAAGAUUUGUCUCAUUCUGACACUCGUGUCUCACUGUACCUGGACAAGUUUGAGUUUCACGUGUACAACCGUUCCAUGGAAUAUGCCAGUCUGGAGAAACUGUUUGGUCUAGACCCUAAAAUGUUACCCAAAAAGGAGCCCCCUGAUAAAGAGAAGGAGCAGACUGGGAUCCAAGUACCCAACAAGAAUUUUGGAUGGAGAGAUUUAGUACCUGUCAUAAAAGUGCACAUGGAAGCUGGGAGGUUGGUGUUUGGGAAUCACCUUGUUCCCACGACUUUGACAGUUGGCUUUGAAGGGGCUCACUUCAUAUACACCACCAAGCCAGCGUCUACCCCAUUUGACCAGUUCAUGCAUGCCACCAAGUGUAAGGGAGAGAAUGUUCGUAUCAUGCUGGUACCCAGUCCCAAGUACACUGGCCCCACAGAUGAACCUCCACGUUACAUGGGGGAGGGAUUUGUUGUCUUCCAGUCUAAUGAUGUGAACAUGUAUUAUUAUCAGGAUGAGCCAGGACUGGUUCCUCAUGAACCUGAGAUCGUACAGCUGGCUGACGGGGAGGUGGUAGUCAGGAGAACAUGGCCCUGUUGUGGGAUAGAGAUCAGUUGUGGUAAAGGCACCGACUUCAACUACGGUCCCUGGGCAGAUAGGCAGAGGGAAUAUUUAUGGAAGUUUUUCUACCCUGUGAAUUAUGAGGAGUUGGUGCCGACACCAGUACCAGAGCCAGGCCAGACCCGACAAUUUAAACAGUUUGAGUUCAGGAUCAACAUACUGGCUGAGGCAACCAUAGACUUCCUGUUCACCAAAGACAAGGAGACACAGGCUAUUCACAUGAAUGCUGGCCAGGGGUCAUACAUAGAGGCGGUUACUCCCUACCUGACUGGUGAGAAUGGGUACCAGGCCAAGGUUAAUGGUCAGUUCCUGCUGCUGGAUGCUACCACAAGUCUGCCCUACCGGUCACUGCUUGAAUGCGAGACUUUAGAGUUCUUAGUGAAUGUGAAGUACCCUCGUUUAUGGAAUGACCACCAGGACUGGUACAUAGACCUCACAGCCUGCAAGGCUUCGCUGGGACUCAUCUUCCAUCACAAACACUUCAUCGUAGAUUUGAUUGAUGACUGGUCCACCAAGACCGUCCCAGACCUGUAUCACUUCACCCCGUACACCUGGCAUUUUAACCUGGUGAUUAAGGAGUUUGAAUUGCUGACUAUGACAAAUGAGUACAAUUGGAUAGACACAGCCUCACAGCAUCAGGAAAAUGCACACAUAGCCAUAUGUGGAGAAACGUUUGACCUGUCCUUCCAGCUUCCCUUUAUUGACUUCAUGCCAGAACGUCUGCCCAUUAAAAUUUUUAUCAGGGGAGAGAGUGCUGACCUUCGCUUGUACCUUCCCGAGUCUAACACCAGCAGGGGCACAGUCCUGUCUCUGGCCGAGAACAUGAAGAUCACGGACAGGGAAGGGAACGUACUGGACAAACCAUUUGGGCAUCAAGAGCAUAAGAAAUGGGUCCGCCACUGUGUUCCCAGCUUGGGUUGGGUGACAUGUUGGACCACAAAUAUUGUUGCCCUGAGCAUAGGAUAUAAUUUCCAUCCAAUGCCCGUUUUGGCUAAGCCAGUGGACCCCAAGCAGGAGCCUCAGGAGUGUGCCCUACCUCUGACCACGCCCGAGGAGGAGGAAGCACUGCUGAGCCCCCUCAGGCCCAUCAAACCUGCUAACUCCAGCCUGUCCAUGGUCCCAGACAAGUUUGACCCAUCCUCUAUGACCCCUGAUGAGAUCAGUGUGGAGCUGGAGUUAGGGCCGUCUGUCGUCUGCCUGUAUGGCUCUCUUCUCAGAAACUUCCUCCACCUCAAGGAGAACUACCUGGGAGAAGAUGACAAGUUCACCCCAUUUUUGACUUCCCCACCCCCUGCAGUGGAGGACGACACAGUGUCUACCUUCACUCUCAUCAGCCCCCCGGAAGAGGAAGAAAAGCAUUUUGACCCGCGCAAGUACCGACCAUUCUCCGUCACUGUGUCCUUAACGCUUCAUGACAUUCAGGCUCAUCUUAUACGGAACUGCAGUGAGCAGGACCCACCAUGCCCCAGUGUUCACAUAGAGAGGAUAGGAUUUGAAAUGGACAAGACAUUCCUGGAGACCAAGCUUCAGCUGUUGUUAUCUCCUGCAAUACUGGUUGCUACAGACAACUUCACGAGGCCUCAUGAUCAAGGUCACUUGCGUCAAGGUCACAUAGGUCUCUCAGGUCUUCAGGUCAGAGGUCAUGCUAUGUUCUCUCACCAAGGUCUUCCCCUGGACAGUGAGACUCUGGAGUAUGGAUGGCUGGUGGAGGCCACUAUAGGCGAUAUCACAGGAAAACUGACUACACCACAGGUCCAGAACAUCUCUGAGUUCCUGAUAACGUUUGUAAUGCUGGUGGAUGACCCUGAGAACCGGCUUCAGCGGCCAGUCCCCUACACCUUGUGCCAGCACAUGUUACCCCAGCACCAGUGUGGCCACUCCUCCCGUCUCCCCUUCCCCUGCCCAUCCUCUGAAGACAUCAAGUAUCGCAUGACACGAGCGUCCAUCGACUCUAUCAACCUGUUUGUGGUGGAGUCUGGGAGUGCCCUUAACUUCCAGUUGUUCCCUGCCCGUGUGUCCACCUGUAACCUACAUGGCACCAGUACCAGGGCUGGGAUCACCGCCGUGGUUGAGCACAUUUACCUGAGACAGUUUAUCACGUUAACUGCCGUCCGCUCAGAGACUGACAGUACCGACACCUGGCUGGAGUCUGGGGGUCUUUCCCUGGGACCUGUGAACCUGGAAGCUGCUAUGGCCCUGCCAAGCCCAGAGUUCCACUUUGUACAGGAUGAGUUCCUCAAGUUCCAUGACAGUAAGACACGCAGGCUCUGGUUACUGUGGCCAGAGGACGUGAUUGAUGCACCCCCUAAACACCUGGGGAAGUGUGGCUGCCAGGGUGGUUGCGAGUUCUUUGGGAAGAACAGAAAUGGGGUAGGAUUCUUCUACCCGAAGCGGUACACAAAGGAUACCAUGGCUAAGGCAGUGUUUCAGAUAUUCCCUGCAGGCACAGAUCCUGGGUUUGGGCAGAGUUUGUUACACCAGGACAGGCUUGUGUUUGAAGUGACCAGUACAGCCAUCCCCGAGUCCCCCAAUGGUAAAGGUUUCUCCUUUACUCGUGGGUACAUGAGCCCCGAAACCCCCAUGACAAACAGCACUCUUGUAGAUGACCUCAGGCAUGGCAAUACCUGCAGUUUGUCCAGCGAGCAGAGCGUUGUGUUACGCAGUCAUCCACAGAAAGACUCAGAGUCAGAUGUCCUCCUUGUCGCUGAUGGACACAAUCCAAGUGACAGCUCAAUAUCAACAGUCAGUCCCAGCAUACCUAGUGAGCAUUUACCUGAAGGGCCCAUACCUGAUCCAUUUGACACGGACAGCAUGAGCAGCCCAACAAUUGCCACAGCGUCCUCAGACAGCCGGUCGUUACAGUUCAGCCUAGGGAGCUCCCCGACCAGCAGUAUCCCUGGGGGAACGCAUCGGUUGAGUGGAAUGACAGGCUCACACAGUCAACAUGCCUCACCCAUCACAGGGGACAGGCGAGACUCCCGCUCAUCUAUCCUCAGCUUCCACAGUGUGGGGACAAACUUUGACAGGUCCUCGUCGAAACAGUCCCUUAGUAGUCCCCUUUUGGGGCAUCUCAGUUCCAGCAACUCUCUGCGCCUGAAGUCCAGCGCAUCGGCAGACAGUGAGAACUACUUGACCGCUGACGAAGACAUGAUGACAACGCCGGAGCUAGAGCGACAUGGUCUUCUGCACAGCAUCCCAGACUUGGACCUCAAUGAUACGGAUGACCGCGAUGGGACACUGGUGUCACGCUCCACGGACGUGUCUCGACUCAGCGACUACACCGUGGAGGGAGAGACAGUGUUAGACGUAGGCAGUUCCUCUUCCUCACUCUCCAGCUCCACCAUCUCAUACAUGUCAGCAGGGUCUUCACCCACAGAGACUGGAUCCCAGGAGCUGCCAGAGGACUUCUCCCUGGUGGACCUCCACGGGCAGAUCAACCAAGCCAUCACUAAGUCACCAAUCCUCAUGUCCUGUUACUCCAGCCACCUGACCCAGCUUCAGUGCCAGAACUGGACGGCUCCCCCGCCCCUCCCGUACCUCCUCCACCGCCCUGGGCUAAAGCAUGACCGAUCAUUCCAGUCACAUUCUUCUGUGUCUAACCACAUCCUGUCUCAGCCCCCAUCCUGGAUCCCCCACUUUCUCCCCACUAGGCAAGGAUUCACUAUGAGCUCUAUGAAGAGCAGGGUGAGGCAUGCGUUGUCCCCAGAGUCCCCAGGUAGUGAGGCCAGGAGACCAUCCUGGGACAUGUCCAGUGACAGCACUGGUUCCAGUACUCCUGUUGAGAGGGAUGAUGUAUCAGAGCUUGCUGCAGCAGAGAACACCUCUAAGACGACAGCCGUGGUGAAGAUUAAGGAAUCUGUGGACAUUAUGUUGACCCCACUGCUGCUGGAGUCCAUACAAAGGUAUGUGGAGGCAGUGAUUCCAGCCUUGAAUGUCCUUCACCCGUCCUCAGUGAUUGACUUCCUGCAUGGCCUCUGCCUGGACAAAGUCAAGCAGCAGAAUACAUUCAAACAGGGAGUUCACAGCGACGCUGACACUCCGGACGAGGAGGAGGUACCCUCGUCUGACCAGGUGGACCAUUCUGGGGAGGUGAACAAGGGGGAUAAUACGGCCACGCGCACCUCUAGUCUACAGGCCCUCAUCUCUCUCUCUAAGAUCAACUUGUGUAUCCUUCAGUCCUCUGUGGUCGAGGAGGUUAUCUCUUUCUCAGCCCUUGACCACAUCCAGGAGCUGGCCUGUGUGUCCAUGCUGGCCGUGUGUGUGGACAAUAUCACCUGUCAGGCUCUGUUCAAUGACCACUCUUGUCAGAUCACACACCAGAACAGCCGAGAAUCCAGCAUCAGGAAGCUUAGUUCUGGAGCUGUCACUAAGAAAAGUAAGGACUCAGUGGUCGUGGAGAUUCCUGCCCCGGUAGAUGGGGAGGGGGAGAAAGUGGCGGAGGUACUGCGGGAAGAGUCCCUGGGCAAACUGCAGAUCGGCCGAAUACACUGUCAACUAAGGAGGCUGUUCAAAGCAGCUGCAAUCACGGAUAAUGUGUUUCUGACAGCUAUACCGGACCACCGUUCCAAGGUCAUGUUUGUGUUUGAUAAAGAUCCCAGGGCACCUGCGUCUGGGGGAGCCCAGUCGUCUCCUAAACGCCCUAGAAGGAUGUCUAACAAAGAGUUAAGGCUGAAUGACACGGAGGAUACCCAGGGGCUGAUCAUGUUUGAGUGUGGAAUUGAGGACAUCACUCUGACAGCUGUGCGCAGGCUGGGUUAUAAGGACAGCACCAGCCAGUCCUUCCAGGAGAAGAUGGCGGAGAUUGAGCGCACCCUGAAUGAGAUGCAGGAGAAGACCAACUUUGAGAUAGAGACAGAGACAGAGCCCCCAGCAGGGCACCGCAGAAGCAGCACCAACUCCAGUAGGGUGAUGCCCAGCAUAGACUCUUUUUCUUCCUGGGACUCACGUCUCUCCAUCCCCUCCAGCGCUACAUCCUUGCCCAGUGUGACCCAUGUGGAGCCACUGGUUGGUGAUGCUUCCAGUCUGAUCCUUCAGUUCACAGAUGUCUGGUUCAACUUUGCCUCCCCACCUUCAUUGCCCAGGAAGAGGCAGGCAGAUUUUACCAGGCUGGAUUGGAACCUACUGAGCACUGCAACCCCUGCCAUCAAUGCCUGGCUGAAUCCUGGUGACCGUAUGAUGACUUCAGUGAAUGAGUUAGUUAGAACAGUCACAGAGAGGACUAGUUCCAUCAUGGCCUGCAUCAUGACGGAUGCACUUGAGGUCCAGGGCAUACACAUGCCUUACAAGAGUAAAUUCAACAAGCUGACCGUGCUCUCUAAGACAUUACAGGAGGACCCUUCAUGUCAGCUGAUGAUAGUUCUGAGGAAGUACAUGCUGAAGGUUGGUACAGAGCCUGUUGAGGAGGCGAUCAAUGCUGAGACUAUCCCUCAAAUCAUCACUAUACAGAAGGGCAUCCUUGCUCUGACCAGGCAGUGGAAGAACAUCCUCUACAUGCCUCAGUUAGCCGGCAUGACCUUCAAGGCGAAGAAGCCUGUACGACCGUACAGCGUGAAGUUCUCUAUCCCGGAGGAGGACGGGAGCACGGACUUUAAUGUGGAAGACGAUGAUGAAGGAGACAUCCUGGUUAGUCAGUAUGACAUUGUGGAUGAGAAGGUGUCCCUGUUGGACGCAGAAGGGGGAUCCGUGCACCACUCCAUUUCCAAUCACAGCCUGAAUGUUAAGGCUGAGGCUCAGAAAGGGACUGGGGUAACUGUAGAAGGGGACCCCACGGAGGCCUCCCAAAGUAAAACCAAGGUGACCACACUGCCAGAAUUUCAAGUUAUUGACUCCCCAGAACGAGGACCUACUGGUGGUCAGAAAGGUUUCAUGCUUGCACCUCAUUCCAUCAUGAAACGUAACGGAAGCAAUUUCAGUUUCAUUUCUGGUGGAGGCAGCAUGUCCAGUCUUGACCAAGGAGGGGCCAUGACACCACCAACAACACCACUCAAGGUGGGAGCUUCCAAACACUCCAUUUUAAAGAAGCCAGAAGAGCAUGAGGAUUUGUAUCGAUGGAUGGCUCGCCAGCAAGAUGGACAGCAUUUCUCAACAUUCCACCCCGCAUUGCAUACUGCGGCUUCUCGCCAAGAUUCGUCCAUGUCUGGUUUCAUGAGUAACUGGAGCCAUGAUGACAGCCGUAAUGAUUUAGGCUCAGAAACGUUCACUCUGGCCACCUCUAUUCUCCAGCUUGCCGAUGCCCAGAUCUUAUUCAAACCCUUUCUUCAGAGCAUAGGUCUGCAUGUAGAAGAGGUCAGGUCUUCAGCAAUGAUGAAGCGCUUUGGAGGAAAUGUAUCUCUGCAAGGAAGCUUUAAAUCACUGAAAAUAGAGAUUGUGGAAUCUGAGCAAAGGAACGUUGGGAAGCACAAAGGAAAAGGCAAGUCACAAGCCUAUCCAAAAAUCCGCAAAAUCUUUCCAGAUUCUCCAGCAUUUCUUUGCCAGAAGUUUAACUUGAACAUUGGCAUGAAGGAUGUGAUUGACUUUGAAAGGAACGAAACCUCUGGUGAAACCAACAAGAAGUCCUCUCACAGUCUUAAGUUUGCCAUGCAUAAACUGGAAGCCAAGCCUGCCACUACCCAGGUGAACUUCUUGGUGGAGAAAGAAUCGGUUACCCUCAACGUAGACAUGUCCUUGCUUCGUUUGGUGCAUCAGUUUGCUUCAAUGAUCAGCAACAUUCAGGUUACCAGAGAAGAGCUGAAACAAAACAGGUCCAGUGAUAUUUGGACAAGAACCCACAGGAAGCAAAACUCUAAGGAUUCCACUUCAAGUACAUCUACCCAACGUUCCGAAUCUGAUCAGCAGGUGCCCACAACCAAGCCAAAACAGCAUCGUCAUCAGGAGCCUAAACCAAUGACCUCACGGUCACAUCAAACCUUCCAAACAAGUCAGCCGUCAGAGCAGAAACACAACAAACGCAGCAAGUCCACAAGUGGGUCAGGGAGUAAGAAGUUUGUUGACCUUAAGAGACCAGAUAAACUUGCCUUGGCAUUGAAACUGAAGACUGAUAAGUUCUCCAAGAAAAAGUCGAGCAAAGAUUCAUCCCAGUCUGAACCGCUUACACCAACGCUCCUAAACCUGAGUGACUCAGUGACAAUUGACAUGGUGGAUAGCUCAUCUCCUACUCUGGCAGAGAAAACCAUAGUAGAUGAGAUCAAAGAGACAACCCCACAGUGCUGGAGGACCCUGUACCACCUGCUGGCUCUCUACUCCACCAUGCCAGAGCCCAAGACGGUCAGUAAGCGUUGUGAUGCCUCCCGCCUCUCCGUCAUCCAGGAAGAGCCUGACCAUGACAGCAGGGCAGUGCGCAGAGCCGCAGGCAGGAUAGAGAUGAAGGAGUUUGGGAACACCAGAGAAAGGCUGGACUCUAUAGCUGCCGAUGAGGAAAAGAUGGAUGGGAAGUUUGCUCAAACCUCAUUCAACAGGACAAGCUUCAAGCAAAGCAUUUACAUAGGGGAGAGCACUCCUCUUGUGGUGUACGGGGUGGCUAAGGUGAAGAAGGUCAGGAUACUGGCUGCCCUGGGGGGUCUCAAGCUAGAGGCUGAAUUACAGAAUGCUCAUGUCUCUGGGGGAUACAAAGAGAAAGUCAAAGGAUUGCCCAAGCGGAAGUCGGCCGAUUCUUCAGUAACAACCUGCAUUGGCCACACAAUGAUUGUUCUUAAGGAAGGCCAGCCUCCCAGAAUGCAGUACAGAACUGUGGUCAAUGUUGACAUUGGCUCAUGCCACAGCCUAUACACAUCCAUCCUGAGGAGAAGCAGGGAACAUAACUCAGCCCUGAUUGACAUUGGCGUGAUUGAUAUCAACAUCCCUCAGCACCCUGUGGUCUUGCAUGGAAUGAUGACACGAGGCUCCAGACAACUCAGCAGUACCCUGCAGGAGUUCAGGUGGCCUGUCUCCAGAGCAAGUCGGACAAUGAUGGACACAGAGUCUAACUUGUCAACUACCCAGGCCCAGGAAGAGGCCCCCAGUGAGGAGUCUCAUGUCCGCUUCCACAAGGCUGCUGUGGGCAAGUCCUCUGGGUUUAACAUCCGUGUGAACGCUACAUUACAGGGCUGGUGCAUAGGGGCUGCUCUACUGCCAUCACUCAAGGCACAGUAUAAGACAGAGAAGAUAACAGUGUCUGGGUUUACUGGAAAGAAAGCCAAGUUCUCCGUGGAUUUGCCUGGUCACAAACUCAGCUUUCAAUCAAAGGUAACAACAAAAGAGACGCUAAUCCCAUCGUCAGCCAGCGUGGACUUACCUCCCAUCCACAUCACAGCUGAUUACCGUCACCAUAAGAGCAGCGUGAGCUCCGCCCCUAAUGAGCGAUUGGUGGAGGGGCUGACAAUCAAGGAGGGCAGUUACCUGAAUGCAGUGGCAGAGGUGGGCAUGCUAGAGCUUAGCCUCACCACAGACCUCCUCAAUCACCUGGUGUUUGUACAGAAAGUCUUCAUGAAGGAACUUAAUGAGUUGCUGCAGAAGAUGUCAGGGUCUGAGCAGCCUUUUGCCUCAUGGGGUGGAGAUGUCAAAAUCAGCAAAGAGAAUGCCCCUGCAAUUCUGUACUCACUCCUCUUCACUUUCAAGGGCAUCCAGAUAACAGCCACCACCCCGACCUCUAGUGCUGUGAGGCUGGAGACUGGGGCCAUAGAGCUGGAGCUGUCUAACAGGCUCAAGACACAGACCUCAGACACUGUGGACAGUAAGACAGGUAAAGUGGAGAAUCAGAAAACUUUCAUCAGAGCACAUGUGGAACUGAACCUGGCCCUGGGACAGUUGCUAAAGAAUCCAAUGUUUGAAGAGGCUGAACCAGAAUUUCAAACCAUGGCUUUCUUUAAAACCAAGAUUGCACUGCGGAAUGCUUUACAGUCUGAGAUGAUCCCAGGUCAGGCAGAAGAUCAGGAGGCCUUGCUCAUCAAACUCACACGACCCAUCAUCCUGGCUCAGCCCCAGUCAUUUGACAAAGCUGUCCUGGUUUGGCUGAAUUACAGACAUGCUUAUGAGUACUGGGCUGAACAGAGAAUGGCUCUUAACAAGGAGGUUCAGCGGGCCACCCAGCAGGUAAUGGACAAGCUGCCCCAGCUAGCUCCCGCCUCUGCCCCAGCCUUUAGCACCCUCUUCCUCCAGCUAACUGUAGAUGACCUGGGUAUCUGUGUUCCAGCCUCCACCAACACACACGGCCACCAAAUGACCAGCAGAUUUGUGGAGAGUGAACCGGGAGCAGCCCUGGUACUGACUAUAGAAAACACCCAGAUCUCUGCUUGUUCCUCUGGCUCUCUGGUCAGCAAGGGAAAGUUCACAGGUUUCUGUUUGCGGUUUGCGGAUGACUUUGAGACGUCAUGGGAUGAGUGGAAGCCAGAUGAGCGGCAUGGUCCUAUCAUGAAUGUGUGUAAUGUCCCUGAGGGUACCUAUGAGGUUUGCUCCAGGACCAUCAGCAAGCAGACACCAGAUACAAAUGCCAAGUGGAUUUUGAACAUCCUAUGGCAAAUGCAGGGUAUAGAUGUCCACUUUGAUACAAACAUUGGGAAGUGGUUGUCUGCCCUUGGCAGCACUCUGACGGUUUUAGCAGGACAACCUGACUAUAACAUUGAAGAGGAUGGGCCUAAAGGGGAUGCAGAGGAUGACUAUGACGAUGAUGAUGAUAUGCAGUCAUUACAGGUGGAGACAAUGUCUCGCCGGUCAGCCCAGGUGAUGGAGAGCUUACCAGCAUUUGUGUAUGACACCAGCAUAGAGCCCAAACAGAGGGUGAGACUGAUAGAAACAGAGAUGAACGAACAGGCCAGGGUGGUGCAGGAUCUUAAACAACUGGGGGCAAGCCAAUCAACUGUGGAGAUGGAGAGCCGUAAACUGGAGGAGCUACAGAAUGUCAUCUUUAACGAUUUCAGGAGAGAUGUCCUCAACAAAAUCAGAAAACAGAGUGAAAGAGCAUCUGUUCUGAAGGAUAAGUUAGGCUUGGGCCACAAGCCAGCUCAUGUGAGGUCACGAUCUGUGGGAGGCCACAAGAGACCCAGGAGGGUUACUUCAGACACAGUGUGUGGGACGGAACUUGAAGUGCCACAGGAGUCGGUGGGGAAGCACGGACGGGCCAUGUCAUUGGAUGUGUCCAAUAUGACUCGCCUGCCCCCACAACGGGUCCACUUCAGAAACAGAGAGUCACAGUCAUCUACCACCACCACCCCGUCAUCUCUGGGAUCCCCUGACCCACUGUCCACUACAAUAGAUGACCCCACCAUGCUUCACACCCUGUGGCCCCUCACUGAUUCUCCCUCAUCCGAGAGUGCCCCUUCCCAGCUACCCGCCAGAGGCACCCCCUACCCACGGGUUGAUCUGUCUUCCAGCUCUGAGUCUUCCCUGGUGGCUGAAACUGAUGACGAGGAGGAUGAUGAUGUGGCUUUCCUGUCCACAAAACACACACAAGUUCUGAAGAGCUUGCUGGAAUCCACCAGUGAUGACGGGAUGGGCGUGGCAUCUCAGCCUGCCAUCUCUAACCCCAGCAUAGGCAGUGCUAGUACCACCAAGUCCACUUCAGAGCCAAACAUUGACUUUGAGCUGGAUGUCAAAGUGUUCAUUGACAGCGGCAAAUGUGUGCUUCAUCCCAAUGAGACUUUGAUGAAGGAGGACGAAAUCAGCAAAAGACCCCUGAGGAAGGAGCGCUCAUUCGGGUUAGAUGGCCCUUUCUCUGGAGCAGACAGAAAACUGAAGAAGCAGGACUCCGGAGGAAAGAAAACUCCACCUUUACCCUUACCCUCUGUGGAGAAUACUGUGUUCCUGGUGCCCAGUGUGGAUGUCAAGGUUCACUAUAACUCACGUACCAGCCAGACAGAGAGCUCCAGCAGCUCCCAGACCCUUACAGCAGGGCACCUGCCAGCCACCUCUGUCUCAGAGACAGACCUGUACCACACAGAGAGUCGGGAAGGCAGCUUUAUCACAGCCGCGAAGAAACAGCCUGUCAAGAAGGCUAACCUCUACGCCUGGCUGUCUCUCCAGUCACUCCCUGAGGAGAUGAACAUAGGCCCUUCCCUCCUGAACUUCCUGGAACAGGCGUUUGAGCCUAUCCCCAUCUCCCAGUCUCCACAUUCUACCCACAAGAAAGGAGAGAAAACAGUGGAUGUAAUGGGCAGUGUCUUGAACCUGGACCUGGACUCAUCCUCAGCUUCCCUCAUGACUUCUGCCUCUUACGCCUCCUUCCCCGUGGACGUUGUCGUUUUCAUCCGCGUGGAACCCUCCAUUGUCCGCUUCAACUGUCUGCCAGUCUCGCGCGUGGAAUGUCUGCUACAGGUGCCAUCACUUGAACUGGUGUUCUCUACAAAACGUUCUGAUGUGGAGAAUAUGAUAGGGGAGGGAACUCCGCCAGCUAAACCUAAAGUGUGGCAAAGGCCUGGAGGUAGAGAGAGAAGUUUCAGUCAGCCUAGAUCGAGCAGCAGUGAACAGCGGAUUAGAACAGGGGCAGGGGUGGACGCAGCUAACCUCAACUACACUGGGGGGCUAAGCUUUACUGGCUCCCUCUCUGACUUCUCUAUGUACAUCUUUCACCCAUAUGGAGGGGGACAGAGGAAAAUGAAUCCCACCUCCCCAGCAGGUGGUGCGGACAGCUACAAGAAGUCUCAGCUCGGAAGUAUACAAGAACACAGCGCAACUGCCAGUUUGUCUGAUCUAUCCCGUAAAGACUCCCUCAGCCUCAAUGUGGAGUUUAUCAAAGUGAACAUCUCGCGGACACGAAAGUUAGACAUGCGGCAUGAAGGACUGAACAACUUUGUUGGUAAUGCCAAGUCGGACAAACGAGCCAAAUGUAACAUGGUCAGAUUCUCAGCUCUCUGCGACAUUGGCUCUGCCUCUUUUAAGUAUGACAUGAGAAGGUUAUCAGAAAUCCUGUCCUUCCCCAAGGCCUGGUACCGCCGUAAUCUUGCGCGCAGGAUGUUCCUUGGAGAUGACAGCAUGACUCCAGGAGGGCCUGACGAAGACUGGGAUAGUCAGUCCUCUGGCAGCUCUUCCCUAGGUCCUGAUUUUAAAGUGGAUGGGCUGUUCCCAAAAGCUUACACUUCCCCAGCGUUAAAUGUUUCCCUGUCAGAGGAUACCAAGGUCGUCCACCCUCGGACCCACCACAGACGCGUUUCAUCUACCGACAAAAUUAAAAUACAAGUCAGCCCUGAACUUGAUAAAGAAAUAGCUUGGUUUCGUUCCAAAGGUAACUCAGCUCCACAGUCUCCCACGGACACUUCCCUAAUGGAAGUCUUCAGCCCUCUUCCUAAACCAGCCACAACUCAGAAGCGGCGUGGGAGCGUCAAGUCACCAGAAAUGCAGCGACAACGCUGCAGUCAACAGCAGAUUGCAGCCAAGUCCUGCACCUCUUGGGAGACACUGGUGUUGUUUGCUGUCAACUUAUCACGACUAGAUGUCAAUGUCAACAUGAGCAACGUCAUGGGAAACACAGUGUGGUCCACCAAAGACUUACAAUGUCAAGGGAGGUUAUCCAUUGACAGCACUGGCCACAGAAAUAUGAAAAUCACAGCUGGACUGGGAGGAUCAAACCUUGAUUCCAAGGGAGGGAUAAUUGGUGGUGCCAUUGAUCUCCAGGAGCUCAAUGCCUUCUUCCAUGUGAGUGAGGACCCCAGCAUUGGUAAGGAGCCGGACCAUCUGGCUGGGAUCUCCUUGUUUGCCCUGGAGGCUAAGUUAGACUAUAUGGGCUCCAGUGUGCUGAUGAUGAGGGGUAACUCCCUGGAGAUGAAGUGUAAAGAUGAGUGGAAGAGGGAGCUGAGACAGGACGUGGACAAACCAUUGGCCACACAGAGACCAGCCAUUAUAUUUGUCCACGCUGACAUGUCCUGGGACAAGUUCCACAUCAUGAUAUCCCGUUCCACCACUCCAGAUUUGCUCAAGAUGUACUCCAAGCUGGAGGAGUUCUUGUCUCUUCAGUUCGCCAGCAGUAAACGAGUGCUCUCUGCUUUUGGACCCAUCACAGCACACAGCAAACCCAAGCCCAUGGCGAAGAGAAAGCUCUCCAUGGACUCUGAAAUGUCAGAGAUGUUUCACCACCGCCACUGGCAGAAGGUCCUGGAGGUUGUGAGUGGCUGCACCUUUAAAAUGCUGCCCUCUGCCCUUCCCUCUCAUGGCACCAUUCUCGGUGGCACCGUCACCCUCCAGGGCAACAACCUCUCCCUCGCCUGCUUUCAUGGCAUAAACUUCCGCUCCAAGUCCUGGGCCAUUUUCAACAUAGAGGAACUGAAUAUCUGCUUUGCCAUAGAGGCACAGAAAGUCGCAGAACAAGAGCAAACAGGGACGCACAUUGUUCAGAAUCUUACCUUCCACAUUGGCCAUGAUGUGACUCAACACACAGCCAGCUCUUGUAUGGCCUCCAUCCUGAAGAUGUCUCGUGGACACUACAUGCCACCCCCAUUCACCAACUUACAGGACUGGUUCAACUACGCAUUUGCCUCAACUCAUGUCAAAGGUGUAGACAAUUUCCCCCAAGUGCAAAAGUACCCUACAGAUAGCCCCACCCUCUCUGAGAUGAAGAAGCCACGUAAAGCCCAGGAGUACAACCAUGACACAGAGAUCAUUUUCUCCUUACCUUGUCUUCAGCUCACCCUCAAGACAGACCACUUCCAGGGGGAGAAGGAGCCAGGACCUGAGGAUUCACCUGCAGUUGUUGAGUGCAGUUUUGUCACUGAGUUUGAAAAUCACAUUCUGGUUGCCAUGGACGCAGAGGUGCUGCUGUUUCUUCAUGAUCUAAUCUCCUCCUACAUCAAGGAAAAAGAGAGAGGUGGUCGUCCCUCCAUUGUGAAGUCCCCUGAGCUGGAGAAGAGACGUGUGGUAGACCCCACCUCUGCCCUCAAACGUGACAUGAGGAAGUUUGUUUGUAACACUUGGCAUCUGGAGCCCACUGUCAGACUGUUCCAUUGGGCCAGCCGACAGAUUGACCCUGUAGGCGUGGAUUAUGUUCUUCAUAAGCUGGGGUUCACCCAUGCAAAGGAAACCAUCCCUAAGUGGAUGCAGCGUGGGUUUAAUGAUCCUCUAGACAAGAUCCUGUCCAUACUGGUGAACAAACUGAUCCUUAUCCUGCGAGAGAAUCCUUCAGAAGACCAGUUAGAUGAAUUUUAAUGAAGACCCCGUCCAUACUAGAGAACAAACUGAACCUGGCCCUUGUAAAGAAUUUUUCACAAAACCAGUUAGGUCUACAGAAGAUCCUGUCCAUACUAGUGAACAAGCUGAACAUGGUCCUUGUAAAGUCCUUGUCACAAACCAGGUUCUACUGGGGAAUCCCUCAGAGGAACAGAUAUAGCAUGGUAGGAGGGCCUAUGCCUACAGGUCAAAAAGCUGAUCCCAGAAGACCACUAAGAUGAGCUUUGGAGAAGAUAAUGUUCUAUUCUGGUAAAGCAAGCUGAUUGUAUGACUGAACCCAGCAUCCAGUACACACGGAUAAAGCAAAACCCUGUCCUAUUUCAUUGAAACAAUCUGGUCUUGACCAAGAUAGAAACCUUCUAGGAGAAGAUCUGGAUCAGCUACAUGCAUGUUAAGAAUCUGGUCCAGAAGUGUCAUGGAAAACAUGAGGAGGAUGGGGGAAAUAGUUGAGAUCACCUUUCACCCCCAUGUACACUUCCUUUUUUAUGUUUUUUUUUUCUUUCUGUCUUUUCAUCUUUAAAUGGAUUAGGAUGAUCUUAUAGGCAAAUGUAAAUAAUAUCAGCCUGAUUUCCAUUGAUUUUAGCUGAUCCUGAAAGAUUAUGAGACAGGUAUUUUGGGGCUUUUGAAAAUGUGAAGAACCUGGACAAUUCUAAUUAUCUUUUCAGUAUUAUUUGAACUGUCGUAAUGUUCUCCUUCUGAGGUUGUGGCCUUUACAAUUUUCCAUCUGAUAUCAGGUGUACAAGAAAUGUGUUCAUAGUGAUUGUUUUCAUUAAUCUGAAAACAAUAAUGUAUUGGCAUAAGAUUGUGAUCUUUUGAAUAGUUUAGAAUAUACAUAUAGUAUAUAACUCAUGUUUUAGGUAAGUACAUAUACAUGUAUGUCAUGACAGCUCAUUUUCUUAAUAUGUGAUUGAAGAGGUAAGGUAGAUAUGUCGUAGAUCAAAGUUUACAUAUUAACCCUUUCUGCUGAUUUAUAUCAUAUUACUAUAUUAUACUACAUUAUGAUGAAUGAAAUGAGCCACAUUGUGGUAUAAUGGCAUUAUAGGAUAAUGCGUGUGUGUUUUUGUAAUUUAACAUGUACAUAUAUUAACAUGUAUUAUAAUGUUCUUGUACAGAAUUCCUAAUUCCCAAAUACAUGUAGUAUGAGGAGAUGACUAACAUGUAGAACCUGCACUUUUAUGUUCAAAAAACUGUGUGAGGAAACUUACACUGAUGUUUGUGUUGAAUUAGAACUUAUCAGGAUUUCGACAUUAUGGAAUGCAAACACUCGAUCAAGCUUGUUUUCAGAUUUCAGUUUUACUUUGGAAUCUGUCAUUUCCUUAUAUUUCCAAAUAUUUCCACAAUCCUCUGGAUGUAUAGUGCUCAAAAUGAAUGCAGAUAAUUUGUGGUUACUGCAAUAGAAUCUGUGUAUAUUUGCAGUCAUGUACAGUAUUUUUAUUACUCAUUCUAUUAAUUUCAUCUCUAAGGUGAAAUUAUUUUUGCCUGUUAUCAGGAUUCAGGUCCGUUGAUAAUUUCAGUCAGUUUCAGUUUUUGUUGCUGUCAUGUACGUAGCAAAAUCGGUCAAGGUUUAUGUAAAAAAAAGUAUGGAAAUAUAUUAAUUUAUAAUUACCUAAUAUUAUCUGAUACCUUAAGUAUUAUGUUUAAAAAAUUCGUAGCUUUUAGGUCUUUUCAUUUUAUCUGAAUCAGUAAAUUUUGUGCAUUUUUCAAUCCAAGUCAAGUAGUGACGAACAUUGCUCAAGUCGGUUUAUUUCAUUUACAUUUGUACUGUAUAGAAGCGAUUUCAAUCCGUUCCUUUUACAAAUAAAUCUUGCUUAUAUGUGUCCAAUCAUACAGUUUAUUAAAUGCUCAGGUUUAUUUAAUAGUUUUUACAAAGUGUUAAUAAGAACAUGACAAUCAGUUCUUCUUUCUUGAUUGUAGAUAUUGUGGUGCUGAUACUUUAACAUUGAUUUUUGCCACUGGAUAAGGCAGAGAGAAUCGACAUUUACAUCUGUAUGACGCACACAUAUAUGCAGUUGAUCCAAGUAAUGUUUACUAGUGUGCCAUUGUUCCAUUACCCUGAGCAAGCCCAAAACGGUAUCAUUCAGUAGACUAAGCGAAGCUACAUGUAAAUAUGAGGGCUUGUCGCUUUUGGCUAUUGCCUUUCUGCCUCUGUUCAACUGAAAUGUAUUUUGAAAGUCUAAGUCAAAUAAACGGAAACAGAAAUAUUUCCACGAAAAACGUUCGGAGCAAUAGGUAGAAAGGCCUGCUUCGAAUCUAACCUAAUUGAUUUAUAAGACAACCAUUGUGUCCCCAGCAACAUCGGUCCACCUGAUAUUGUUUGCCAGGAAUAUGUAACUCCAUGCUGCAAUGAAUUGUUAAUCCGUUC